This is a messenger RNA of Parnassius apollo (apollo), 240 nucleotides long. NCBI's taxonomy places the organism in Eukaryota, Metazoa, Arthropoda, Insecta, Lepidoptera, Papilionidae. The record is from the annotation of a GenBank genome assembly.
AUGUAUGCACACAUUCCUAAAGAAAAGCGAAAGAAGUGGGAUAGCAAAGGAGAAAAAGGAGUAAUGGUUGGUUAUGGCGAAACUGUUAAAGGAUAUAGAAUAUACUUCUCACAUAGGAAUGAUGUAGAACUCAAACGAGAUGUAGUUUUCUUAGAAAAAGAGCAAAACUAUAGUGAAAUCGAGGUAAAAUUUAACUAUACGGAAGAAAAUAAUGACAAAAGUAAUGAGUUGCAUAAUUAA